GCGUGUGUGUGGAGUAUGUGUGUGUGUAGUGUAUGUCUGUGUGUCUGUGUGUGUGUAUGUGUGUGCGUGUGUGGGGCGCCUAGAAACGGCUGCGUUUGUGUUGAGCCACUCUCCUCCAUGUUGCUGCUUCUGUCAGGCCUGGCGCAUCAUCACCACCGCCACCACCGCGGCUUUGUGAUACAACUUUCACUCACAAACAACAAACAAACAAGCGGCAACUGACGAGGAUCAGCGACGAAGACAACAACAGCUGACGAUUAUCAACAUCGAGAUCGACAUCGAAACACACAGAGGAGAGGAGGAGGAGAGAGGGGGGGGUGGAGAUACAAAAAAAGUUUAAAAAAAGAAGUCCAUCUCGGAUAUCGCCGUUUCGUUCGGGAACAACUCUUUGUAGUUUUUGUUUCGUUUAAACAUUUCUUGAAGUAAGAAGCGAGGUUGAGGUGUGUGUGUGUGGGUUCUGUGUGUGUGUGUGUGGGGGGGGGGGGAGGUGGCAUUGGAAAGCCACGUGGAGUCGUUUGCAGCCGAUGGAAAGUGCGUCCAUCAUCACCCAAGUUUGCCGUGAAGAUGACACCACCACGACGACAGAAAGAGUGAGCGUGCAGCAGCUGCCGCAGCAGCAGCAACAGCAGCCUUCCCGCGGCGGCUCGGGCAAGAAGAAGCCUCGCGGACGCGGGAUCUUCCGCUCGCUGCUCUGCUGCCUGCGGCACACCGAGAGCCCCGAGCGGAGGGAUGCGCCGGCCAAUGGGGCCGGCGUUGGGCCCGGCACGGGCAACAGCUUGGGCUCCGGCGCCGGGUUGCUCGACGAGAACGGGUCCAUCGCGAGAGCGUCGUCGUACGAGCCGACCAGUAAGUACCUCCUGAGCGAAGUGCGGCCGGGCGACGCCGGUCGGAUCUGCGUGGUGAUCGACCUUGACGAGACGCUGGUUCACAGUUCCUUCAAGCCAAUCAACAAUGCCGAUUUCAUAGUUCCUGUUGAAAUUGAUGGAACGAUACAUCAGGUUUAUGUACUGAAGCGCCCUCAUGUGGAUGAGUUUUUGAAACGAAUGGGCGAAUUGUUCGAGUGCGUGCUCUUCACUGCCAGCCUUGCCAAGUACGCUGAUCCUGUGGCGGACCUCCUGGACAAGUGGGGGGUGUUCAGGGCGAGGCUGUUCCGCGAGUCGUGCGUGUUCCACCACGGCAACUACGUCAAGGACUUGAGCCGAUUGGGCAGGGAGCUCAACAAAGUCAUCAUCAUCGACAACUCGCCCGCCUCCUACAUAUUCCACCCUGACAACGCGGUUCCGGUGGUGUCCUGGUUCGACGACAUGACCGACAUGGAGCUCCUGGAUCUCGUGCCCCUCUUUGAGGGGCUGAGCAAGGUGGAUGACAUCUACACGGUUCUGCGUCAGCACAGGACUAGCUAACGGCAGCACGGACAGCAAGCCGUGGGGGAAUAAAAGAAAGGCAAAACACACACGAGGAGAUGCAACAGGAAUAGGAAAAAAAAGACUGAACAAUAACGAUAAAAGGAAAGACAAUCUGACGAACGCAUGAAACCUUCCCGAUUGAUCGCCGUUGGAUGGUGGAAAGUGCUGCUCGAGAAAACCAGUGCGAGGAUCGUCGUCGACUGGAGGAAGUUGACGUCGUUGUGUUGCUUGAAGUUUGAUUUGAUGCAAGAAAAUGGGCGUUUUUAGCACUUUCCCUAACCCCUCAAUUGCAUAUCAUGCCUGCCUCUGUCAAUCAAAGACAAACUUUACUCUUCAUUUUUUUUUGUCGUCGUCGUAUUAGCUGUACGGUUCUUUUAUUCUCUUACGGCUGUUCGUGAUCCAAUCUUUGAUAAACCAAACUAAAACCAAAUAAUAUUCAGGAAGGAAAAAAAGUUAUUUUUUUAUCUUAACUUUCAAACAUUUUACGAAUAACCCUUAUUUGGUAUAAGCAAAGUAUAGGAAAAGUCGUUUUCACGUUUUACCAAAAAGACAACGACGACCAGCGUUUCUAAACAGUGGCGACAUUCACGCAUGCUGUAUCUCUCAGCCCCCCUGCACAACCUACAGCACAUGGGAGCUGUGGGUCGCUUAAUUCUUUCGCGUUCCGAUGACGUACGUCAUCAGUUUUUCUUCCGAUUCCAUUCCGAUGACGAACGUCAUCAAAACGAAACCGGAAGAAAAACUAAAAAUUACUUGAUUGGUAACGAGGUUCCCACAAGGCCACGCGGGAGAGCGUGUGGUACAGUUUUGGCUCCAGCUAUCGCAGAGUGCGGUUGUGUCGCUACAGUUCUCUGCGGUGAGUAGAGUGUAAUGAAAAACGACGGCGCUACGCCUCUCUAAAUAAAAUGUAUCCCGAGCCGCUUGCAGGUUCGGAGACACGCCUUGGAAUGGGAAAGGGUUAAGGUGUUUUCAGCCAUUUUAUGGGGGGCAGGGGGGGGUCAUGUAAUUUUGUAAGACAAUGCGAUAUCACCAAGAUAAUUGACAGUAGGAUGGUGAUGUCGGUUAUACCGCCUGCAAGGUUGUUUCUACGUUUCGGCUUCUCCGUCCGCGUCUCCGCCGUGCCUCAAAGAAGUCGCCUUGAGUGCCUUUCCUCUCUCAUUGCAGCAAUACAAUGAACACUACCCUCUUCGUAUUAUCCCGCCUAUACGUGUUCCGAUGAAAUCAUGAGAAUCUCUUAAUUUCUUACAUGUAGAUAUCGAAUCAAAAAGACAAGCAAAGCACUUGUAAAGCGAAAAGUUCGUGCGAUUUUCGGCACAUUUUUAUUCAACUAAUGUCAGCACAUGAAACUGUAGUUUGUAUUUAAACUACUACUAUAUAUAAGAUGAAAAACACUUGAUCGUCCUUGCAUUGCAUUUAUACCCCCUCAGUGACAUCUGCAGCCUAUAAUCCUCCUCUAAGCGUCAGAAAAAACUCGGUUGCAUAGAGACAGAAUCGCUUAUAUUUUCUAAAUUUUAAAAAAAUUACGGCAUCAAUAAGACAACAUUUUAAAAAAUAUAAUGAGACCGGCUAUUUCAACUGUAUUGUUGAAAUAUUCGCAACGUAUUCAUUUCAUACCUAAUAGGUGUAAUUAUUUUACAAAACAGAACUUGCAAUCCGGAGGUUGUCGGUUCGAAUUGAUCUCCCGGCGCGGCAGUUGAAACGACGGUGCAAAAUUCGUAAAUCUAAACCCACCCCCCCUUCUUACCACUGUUCAUUGAGCGGUGUAAAUGGGUGCCCCACGCAGUACGUUAGCAAGUGGCAUGUAGCGGGGUAACACGUGGGUUACUCGCCUCUUACAAUGCAUCUGGCCAGCGUGGAAGAAUAGUUCGAACACCUUCUAGACGGGCGACUGUUUCGAGCUUCCUCUCGUGAAGGCCCCUUUGCCCGCAGUGACGUGAGCAAGUAUCAGAAUCAGAAUAUUUGUUGAUACUGGUGGAAUCUGAUGGGCGAUAAAGCUGUAUUUUUUCACAGAUGUCCGGUAGUGGUGGGUCAGAACGUUGUAACAGCAAGCAAUACAAAAACACGAUAGGAGUGCAAAGUGUAGGAAAGGUAAAGAAAUCUGUUUUAAAAAAUAUACAAAUAAAACUAAACAAUUUUUUUUGUUUAUCUUACCAGGAAAAGCCCACUGAGCUAUUAGCAUCUUUUUUAGAAGCGACCUGGCCACAAAUGAUAGUUAAACAAAGUGCUUCAUCAUGUGGAAUUUUUUUAAGAGGCAAAAUCAUCUAAAUAAUCUAACGACAUGUUUUAAAAUAAAACUGGAGGACCCUGAGAAGAAAAAACGAGGAGAGAGUCAUUUAAAUUCCAAAUCUACAGCCGUUAGGGUCGGGAUCGAGCCCGCAACCUCCUUCAGCUACAUUUACUUUUAUUUUCAACAGAAGCAUUUCUAAACUUCGGAAGUCAUUGUGGACAUCUGUGCAGUUUAAUUGACCGCACUGAAACUGGUGUCAUAAUUGUUUAAACAAUAGGUGAUCCCUUCUACUGACACCCUGCACACGUGGCAGUGAUGUGUAAUGUUUUGAAAAAGCGUUCAUUAAUAACGUUUUGUCAUCAAGCUGGUUGGGUGGCUUCGAGGUCAAUGCUGAGCCAUCACCGCUGAGAUCCUGGGUUCAAAUCCAGGCAGCUGCCCGUAAUGAAACUGGAUUGUCAAACGGAGCGAGUUGAUGGUUUCAGCCCAGUCGCCAAUUACUAAAAUUCCAGCUCUGGGUAUUAAUAUCAUCUGUUUGACUAUCAUGCGACAAUCUAAUUGCAGAGAAUAUGGCAUAGUGCACGCCCUUCUCUGUAAAAGAUGAAGAGAAAAAAAACUACUUGAAGGAUUUUUUGGAGAAGUCCGGUGAAACGUAUCAUCAUCAUCUGCGGGGCUGCUCUGAGAUUUCUAAGUAGAUUUAGGCUCUCGAAACGAUAACGAAAGCACGGUUGUGAGUACGUUUUUGGGGAAAAGGCACAUUGAAAAAAUGAUACACCCUAAACCUGGGGUCGGCAACCAAAAUAACAAGAGCCAUUUUGAUCGAAUUCGCAACAAACCCCCCCCCCCCCCCCCCCAAUAUUUCAAGAGGCACAAUGCAUGAUGAGUACGGGACGGUGGUCCUUAAUUCAUAAUAAAGCUGUCCUUCAAGAGUCAGCAUAUGCGGCUCAGGAGCCGCAUGUUUGCUGACUCUUUUCCCUAAACAAUAACGAUACGCACCAUAACGACGCACUAAGAAAGGGAUCCGCGCUUCAAAAUAUCGUUGCGUUUUGCAACAUAUACCUACGUGUUGAGAAAGAAAAUAUGCGUCUCGUGCAGGAAAAUUAUUUCAACACGAAAGUGGAUAGAUGUGUACUUUGUCACGCAUCGCUUCAGGCAGCGGUGGCCCAUUGCAACAAGCACUUGGGGCCACCGUGGUGGAAUCUCGGAACGGGCGCCGGCAACGCACCAGAAAGCUUUCGUCCACCAACAGUGAAGAGCGAUGGAUUUAAACCGUGGAAUAUUAUCACUAUGGGCAUCGAACGCAUAAUCUCGCCGUCUGUUAGGCAGGAAUGUUUCGAUGUCCAAGUUGUUGAGCCUCGGGGGAUUUGCUUAGUUGGCAUCAGCAGGUCGAGAGAGAAUUGUCUGCUCGUUAGAGUUCUGACUUGUCCUGAGAUCCACCCCGUAGAUCGUGAUCCAUGUAUUGGUCACCGCUGACUUGGGGUGGUGGUGGUGGUGGGGGGGGGGGGGACUACAUUUGUUACACUACCAGUAUGUUUUAAGUAUAACGCAAUUGUGUAACAUUUUUUUUUCGCACACAAGUAGUAUACUCUCCGUGUUUAGCUUGAUUUAGGCGCUUCACAUUACACUCGUCGACUGCACUUGAGAACGGCAUCCAACACUGCAGCGUGUAAGUUACAGCAAUACUAAUAUAGGGAAAAUAUUUUUGCUUCUGAAAGUGUUUUUUUAAUUCACUAUGCUUAAAGACAUUUGUGUACAUUUCAUGAAUUGUAAGCGGAACAUUUGAAAAUCCCCUCUGCUCAUAUGCACGUCUGCCAACUUGGUCACAUUUGGUGAAGCAUUCUCUGUUGUCGGUGAGCGAUUUUUGCGCGUCCUUGUUUCUCAACAGCGAUCGUACUUUGUACCCAAGGCAAAACGGAGCAUUAAUUAUUCGUAUAAAAAAAACCCCACCCCAAUUAAAAUAGCUUUUAGAACGCAUUGUACAAGAGUGACGUCUUCGAGAGACACUGCCACGUGGCGUGCAGGAGGCGAAAGUGAAGUUGCCUUUUGGACGAGUCCACUUUGAAGUUCAGUGAUCCAUUUCUCUCCAUCGGAAUUCCUCAAGUUGUCUCCCAGCUUAGGCGUUUGUGGUGGUCAUUGGCCUCGGUGUAUGAAGGACAUUGUCUUGACUCCCGUCAUAUUAAUGCCAAUGAGUGUUCUCUUUAUCUCGUGUAUGUUAUCACCCUGUAACUUCCCAAACUGCUGGACAAAUGGCCUCCCCUGUGUUUGUUCCGUUCCUUAAUACUCUGUUGUUCUUGUCCAGUGGCGGCCUCCGAAUUAUUUACUUUAUUUCGCUGCCGCCGUCUCUUCCGCUGGUUUGCUCUGCUGCGCUUACUUUCGUUCGGUCUCCACUCUGGUUAACUGUGCCCGUCUUUCGCAGACUGAAUGUGUAACAUUGAAGUGUAAGCCGUGCGUGUGUGUGUUGGUGGAGUUCCGGGUGGCUAAAGCACAGCAAGUUGGCACAGUAGGGGGCACAGGUGGUGCAUCAGCCAGUCAUCUCAGUCGACCCUUGGCACCUGGGUCUGCCCCGUGACCUCCUGCCAGCGGGCGUUCGACACUUCACGUGGCCUCAAGGUGCACAUGGCCUGGCACAAGCUUCGUGGUGACGUCACCGCCACUUAGUGGCGAAUGGCGGUUGUUGUUGGAGUUCUGAAUUCAGUUUCUUUUCCAAAUCAGUUUUUAUUCCAUUUGGGCUGUCAAGAGUCUUGUCAAGAGGUGAAGUACAACUUUUCGAUACUCGUAGCGAGCGGUGAAAUCGCCUCCUGUUGCUAUACAAUGGCCCACAAUCAUAUUCUCACAGAACUCUCCUGCCAUCCCUUCGUGCACUUUCUGACGUGCCCCGCUUCUGAGAAAUGUUUGCCCAUGGCGAUGAUCAAACUCACAGAUUUUUCGACAAAGCUACAUUUGGCGUGGCGGGUUUCUUUGCGUGCAGCCUUUGGUGACCAAGCCGAGACCACAAGCCGGCUGCAACACACCCGGUUUAAUCAGAGCUGACUGAAAUUACACCGCAGUACAGUACAAUUUGAUUUCACAAAGCACUUCAAUGUGAGUGGCUUCGAACCCCAGGAUCUGUCGUACGACAAUAUCCCAGAUUUACGUCUCCCCCUUUUACGUCGUUUCCAAAAUACGUGAACACAACUUCCUGAUUUGCGUCACCUCAUCCCCACACUUAACGUCGCUGACUGCAUCGUCCGUCGACUUUCAGCCUUCACCGUACCCUGUACUUUGCGCAUAAAGACAUUUGCUGUACUGCAGAGUACAAUAUAUUAUAUACGUAUGGUAUUUAGGUGAUUUGGACAAGAAAACGCUUCGAUUUACUUCGUUUCGAUAUUCGUCGUCGGACCUUUCAGGAAUUCGUCUUCUUGGUUCUUUCGGUAAAGCCACGUAGAAGGGAAAUAAUAAAAUAAUAACAUUUAAAUAUUAUAAAAUACAAUUGUCACGACGUUUCGGCCACAAACGCAAGCAGCCGUCCUCAGGUGAAGAACAGGUCUGUCGGAAAGACAGCGUCUGAAUGAACACCACCAAGCUUGGCAGCGUUUAAGCUGGGUUAAAGGAGGAAGGGCGCCUUGACUAAGGAAUUAGCAUAUCAACAGAGGAAUUUAGCAUAUUUAUGGAAAAUGCAGAUAUGGGAUUAGUCACUACUUGUGGAAUGCGUAGGAGGUGGGGGGUCUCAAAGUCAUAUUAUGCCCGUGCAUUAUGUAGGAUUAGCAGGAACUCAUCCCCGACGUAGGACGGAAUAUUGCUGUACUGGCUAAGUGCUCGCUCUGUGUGACUUGUGAACCACCUGUACUAACUCACCUCUGUCGCUUUCGUUAUUCUACAUCUCGUGACUGGUAAAUGUGUUUGUCCAAGUUAACCUCAUGGUGUUGGAUGUGGAACUUUUUUGUUGUGCCAUGUGCUUGGUUUGUCCAUGGUUAGGAGUUGUGUUGCGUCAGUUGGUUCUUGUGUUGUUUCCAUUCUCGUUGGCCAGAAUGUUGGUUGGAUUGGUUGUAUUCAGGAUCAUUUGGUUUCUUGAGUGUUGUUCUGUAUUCGUGCUUCUAUGUUUCACUCGUUCAAAAUCUCCUUGCUAACUUUGCCCCAGUUUGCUGAUCCGUUUUGCCUUGUCGAAGUAUAAGAGCAGCCGAAACAACAUUUGUGCCGGGUAGGUUUAUCGCAGCUCUACUGCAUAGCUCUCCCAUUGUGGUGUUCAGCAUAUGAUGGUCCAACGUUUCGCUCCGCUCUCCCUAAAGAAGGAACGGAAGUUUCCGACGAUGCACUGAGCACCUGUGGUGAAGCGUCUCGGCGUCACGCUGCCAAACAACACGCGGCACAACCCGAAAGCGCAUCGGAGAGAGCAAUAAUAUUUGUAUUUUUUCAGUUUCAAAAAUGUAUUUCCGGAAACAAAUCUCGCCUCCCCAGAGCAUGUCUUUUUUUCACUUUGCAACGUUGGCAGCGGCGUCAUAUGUGCAUUGAUUUAAAUGCAUAAAACUUGAACUACGUGUUUGUGAGCAUUGUAGUUGAGCUGUUUUUUGUUUGUCAACGGUGAGUCGACAUCUCAAUACUGAAUUUUUUUUGCUCCAGUGUAGCCACUGUAGGACUUCACGUAUAGCCCAAAUCCACUGCUAGAUGACGGCCUCCACUCGCGCUGCGGGUCAUGAGGGUCGUGUGACCAUGACCCCCCCCUCCUCCCGCACUGCUUGGCACGGGCUGGUGAAGGUGGGCAGCAUAGACGUUGGGAGCAUUGUACAGUACAAUGGAUGUUGAUGCACUGAACCUCUGCUGCCCGCGCAGUAUAGCCUCCCCGCAGCAGCCUAUAGCAACCUGUUAUGCACGGCGAUCUGCCAUCUCAACCCUGCUUGGCUUCCGAGGUCUUGACGAGAUCGGGCACCGUUCUGGGUGAUUUCGUCAUCGGCUGCAAGACUUCACGUUGAGACAACAUGGGGUAGACCAGUUGCAAGGAUUAUGUUUAUGAAAUGCUCGUCCCACUGGUAUUCUCUUUACAAUUUUUGUACCAUUUUUCUACUGCUCGUAGCAGUUUACGAAAUUGGCUUCUCUUAAAGCAAUACACUAAAAAAAUGCAAGUUGGGAGAACAGGUGCACAAGAGAGAGGCAUUACUGCAAUUUCUAGUGCCGCAAUGCUGUAUAAAAGUAAUUAUAAAAUACUAACUUGGCCUUAACUAAAGAAACUGUUCACCCACAGUGCCUCCAUAAGUGCCUCCUGUCACGCUAAUUGGAAAAUACAAGAUACCGAAUGCUGUCUUGAAUAUGAAGAAGGCAAUUAUUUUUAUUGCGAUAUUCAGCACGUGAAGAUAACGUGUGGACCUCUGAGAUAUUUUUCCGUAAGUUAAAUGUUUUGCAGUGUUUGUGCCUUUUGGAGUGAGGUGUCAGUACAUCGAAGGUCCCAUCAUUUACAGAGGCAAUGUUUUAUAUAACGUAGGCUUUCGCGACGACCAAUAUUCAUAAUAAAGGUUUUUGGGUGAGAUCGUGUCAGUACCAAUGUGUAGAAACCCUCCACCACCCAAACACUACUUUAGCCCACCGGUGUGUUGAGUAAAUCCACAAAAUUUACAAUUUGAGUAAAAAAAUGUGACAAACCUUAAAUCCACAUUUUAAUCAAAUUGUAAAUGUGGAUUUACUCUUCAACACACCGGUGGGCUGAAGUAGUGACUGAUUUGCGCGUUGUUUACGUGACUACUUAGUGGUUGUGUUGUGUGGUGGAGGGUUACAUCAAAUGUAUACUUACGCGAUCUAACCCAAAAACCUUUAUUAUGAAUGUGUUAUAUGUUGCAAGGGCCAGGUAGGCCAAGGUGUAAACUAAGCCUUGUUCUUACGUAUAUGACCAGCCGAAUAAAAAAUAUAAACAUUCUUAAAAAUAUAUAUUUAGCAACGUUUCUAAUUGAUACUACGUGGCUGGUUAUUCAGUUUUCUGAACAAAUGGCUCGCCAUAAUUUUGGAGAGAGAGUAAAAAAAAUAUAUAUACAUAUAUACAUACAUUUGCAUAGGUCCUUGGAAUUGAACGUGUAUAAAAAAAAACGAAAUGAUGUACAAAUGAAUUGCAUAUAAUGGUUCUGGCGCGUUGCCUUUGGCCGUUCUGUCUGUGUUUGAAGAAUGUGUUUUUAUGCUUGCGCGUGAGUGUCUUUUUUGAUUUUUGAAUUGCGUGCCCUUUGAUAGAUGAUCCAAACGUUGCUGCAAAAAAAAAGUCACCCGAUUUACAAUGCCUGCAUAGAGGCGCAAAGGGAUAUGUAAUAUUAUAUGUAUUACACAGCCCCUAAGCCGACCUAUGACUUACAUUUGAUUUUGUGCAAACGUCCAUUUAGUGACAAUUUCGAUCACGGGGUGGGGGGGAGGGAAAUUUAUAGUGGAAUGUUACCUGUCCAUUCUUUUCUUGGGUUACAAUCGAAAUUGCGGAUAUUCCAAAAUUUGUAUUGUAUACAGGGAAGUUGGUCUCUUCUGAUUGGUUAACACUUCAUUGAAAUGGGUACAAACAUGCAUAAAAGCAGAAUUACGCUAUGUGCGUACACUUAUAAAUACAGAUAUGCUUUAGUCCACAGGUCUAUCCGAUUGGCUUUCCAGACCAAUAUUAUCCAGCAGAAGUUAUUUCAGAAAACCAACUGUGGACCGGUUUCAGUAAAAUGGGCUCAACUGCAUUCGAUCAAAUUUAAACCAUCGGUGGUGAUAUUGUCUGAAGUUGACUGGUCCUUUCAAAUAUCUGUCUGGUCCUGCUUCAUUCGCAAGUCUUUCACAGGUCUAAGCAACACGAGUACGAAUAAGCAAUAUGAUUAUCCUGAAAGUAACUUUUACGCUGAAAUUCCAUUUACAAAGUUAUAACUCCACUGCUGUAAUACGGCGAAACUAUGGUUUAAAAUACUGUACUUUAACAUUCAGUUGAAUUUCUCUCUUGUUAUGUGAUUGUAACCUUAUUGUAAUCUUUUAUGGCAGUAUAAUACUUGAGUUUCAUGUAGAAGAUAGCAUCUUCAAUCCUGCAUCUCUCAAUUACACUCGUACUAAAACCCGUGUGUGCUGUGCAUAUUUACAUCUGUGUACACCAAAACGGCUUCAGUUUUGCAUACGUCUUACAUUGUAAGGAACUUCAUGGGUCUAUUUGCGAGUCCUGCUGUCAGGUCAGUGACAGUUGUUUUUUGUGAAGUCGAGUUAAGGGCUCAGUGACCGGAAAUAACCAGAUUGAUGAUUAGACACGUACAACUUACGACCUUUGACCUAGGUAAAACAUUUCUAUGUUCGUAAAUGACAAUAUUCUAUGGUUUUGAAAAGUGUAAACUCUAUUCCCAUUCCUCUGAUUUAUCUAGUUGAGAGGUGGGAAUAUGUUCGAUGAAAUGAAUAAAAGUGGGUAAUGUGUGGAACAAAUAGAGCUAUUGGUGGGGUACGGAGACUGAAACUGAAAUGUCAGGGGCAUGUUCCGUUGAACGUAUCUGGGUGUAUGAACACUUAAAAUACAAAUUCUAUCAGGGGUACAACGCUUUAUCAAGGAGGAAUUGGAGUAAGACCAGAACAUGAAUGGACAUUUAAACAUGUUAUGUAUUACACCAUUACACAGUAUAGGCUUGUAUGCAAUUUCAUUAACACUGUUUAUUAAGUAAUUAUUUUACAGGAUGCGCAUUUUAGAAAUGUACUAUUCUGCAGUGCGAUAACCGCCGUUGAAAUUCGAAUUGUAAAAAUUCCGUUUUAGAGUAAAACGCUAUAUCCAC
This is a messenger RNA of Lethenteron reissneri (Far Eastern brook lamprey), 11351 nucleotides long. RefSeq names its product carboxy-terminal domain RNA polymerase II polypeptide A small phosphatase 1-like. Lineage: Eukaryota; Metazoa; Chordata; Hyperoartia; Petromyzontiformes; Petromyzontidae. Gene Ontology annotation, molecular function: RNA polymerase II CTD heptapeptide repeat phosphatase activity. The record is from RefSeq and is a predicted model, not a curated record.